This is a messenger RNA of Polypterus senegalus (gray bichir), 2098 nucleotides long. It is a transcript of the gene orc2, whose product is annotated as origin recognition complex, subunit 2. Gene Ontology annotation, cellular component: nucleus; nuclear origin of replication recognition complex. The coding region runs from base 92 to 1870 and encodes 592 amino acids. The record is from RefSeq and is a predicted model, not a curated record. Gene Ontology annotation, molecular function: DNA replication origin binding. The transcript has 17 exons. NCBI's taxonomy places the organism in Eukaryota, Metazoa, Chordata, Cladistia, Polypteriformes, Polypteridae. Gene Ontology annotation, biological process: DNA replication.
CCCUUUGGAACGUUCACUGCGGGCGGGAACUUUUCAUGCUAUUCUGCACGAGUGCGAAGAGAACGAGGGAUGCGCUUGUGUCAAAGUGAGCAUGGAGGUUCGGAGCGAAAGGGCAUCUCCACGGAAGCGUCAUCUCGAGAAUGGAAGCAAAAAGUCUCAUGCAUCUGAGGGCGAGGAAGCGAACGAGAAGGAAACAUUGCCAUCCCGGUGUCCUGUGACAGCUAGACGUGUUCUGGAGGUCCGUUUUGUAGGAGACGAGAAUGUCAUCGACCACAUUUUCGAUAAAGGGGAAGGUCUUCCACUGAAUAAAACUGCGGUGAACGAAUUCCAUCCAGAAGAACAGCUGAAUGAAGAAUUGGGUUCAUGUGCAUAUGAUGAACGUGAAUACCUGUCGGCCCUUGGGACUGGUGCAGCAGAGGAUGAUGUCUGUGGCUCCCCAGGGACUGCUGGGGCUGAGGUCUUUACCUUUCAGCCAGCAAGGCGGACUAACAAGAUGUCCCAGCUGGCUUCUGAGAUGGCUGAAUUGGCAAGGACCCCCAGCAGAAAUGUCCGCUUUAGUGACCCACAUUCCUCUGAAGAAUUAGGCAGUCCCCCUAAAGUCCGCCCACGGCAAACAAAGCAGAACAAGACUCCCUCGAAGAGCAAAAAGCCCACAUUUGUUUCCACCACACCUCACCGACUACGAAAGAGACUCUCUGCUCCCAAUUUAAGAUCAGACAGUGACAGUGAACUCUCUGCCUCCAGUUCUGAAGAGGAGUCGGAAGCUACCGAAUCCAAACCUACAAACAAGCCGUCCUCCGCAGACAUCAGCAGAACGCCAGGAAAGAGAACGAGGAAGGCUGCUGAACCCAGUCUGGUUGAAGAAUACUUUGAGGCGCACAGCAGCUCUAAAGUGUUGACAUCAGACAGAACUCUCCAGAGGCUGCAGACUCCCAAACUGGACCAGGAAACCCUAUGGAAGCUCCUGGACGGUGCCAAACCUGUGUUCUCUGCAGAGCUGGCCACACUAAAUCAGGGGCACAAGCAGCUCUUUGGCAAGUGGAUGCUUCAGUUACAGUUUGGCUUUAGUAUCGUUCUCUACGGCCUUGGGUCCAAAAGGGCCCUGCUAGAGAGUUUCCGUAACUCCAUGCUGACCAACAUGGUUCAUCUGGUCAUUAAUGGCUUCUUCCCUAGCAUCACCAUUAAAUCGAUUCUCAGUGCCAUUACUGGGGACGUUCUGGAUUAUGAAGGCAGCUUUCGUAACCCUCUAGAUCAGACAAGCUUCAUCUUGGAGGCUCUUAAGAAAGAUCCUGCUCUCCAUAUUUUCCUAAUAAUUCAUAACAUAGAUGGACCAAUGCUAAGAGGGGAGAAGACACAGCAAAUCCUGGCUCAGCUUGCUGCGGCACCCAACCUGCAUGUCAUUGCCUCCAUCGAUCACAUCAAUGCCCCCCUUGCUUGGGACCAGUCCAAGAUGAGCCUAUUCAACUGGCUGUGGUAUGAGACCACCACCUACCAGCCUUACGUAGAGGAGACAUCCUAUGAGAACUCAUUGCUUGUACAGCAGUCGGGUGCCCUGGCCCUCAGCUCACUGACUCACGUCAUGCGUAGUCUGACACCCAAUGCACGGGGAAUAUUCCAGCUGCUGGCAGAGUUUCAGCUGCAGAACAAGGACAACCCGUCCUACACAGGUUUGUCUUUUCAAGAUUUUUAUCAGCGUUGUCGUGAGGCGUUCCUGGUGAACAGCGACCUCACCCUGAGGACACAGCUGACGGAAUUUAGAGACCACAAACUGAUCAGGACCAAGAAGGGCGUGGAUGGCGUGGAGUACCUGAUUAUACCAGUGGAUGCUGCGACACUAACAGAUUUCCUAGAGAAGGAGACUGAAGACUGAUGGAUUGGCUGGACUGAGCUGGCAUGUGGCCUGGACUGGCACUUUUUACAGUUUCAGUGUUCCUGAGAUAUGGUAGCAGGCAACAACAUUGAAACUGCUUGUCUGCACUGAUGGUAACUGCAGUGUUCACAAAGAUGUAGGAUGUGAAAUCAUGAAUCAUGUGACUGGAAGAUUCUCACUUUGUAAGACUUUCUAUUUUUAUAGUUAAACAAAAUUGCAAAAGUUUAA